UACGCGCAACCGGUUAUCCCUCAUACAGGCACAGGUAAUCCAAUCACUGGUAACCUUCCAGCGCGGCUCUGACAACUCAUUUUCUCUGGACGAGCAGCGGAGUGAAGGCACAAUGAGGCCCCAGUGGAAAGGGAGGUGACAGAAUGCCAUUCAUUAUAAGAGGAAGAGCCCUGAGGGGGCUCCGCGCUCGCACAAUGUUGGGAAAUAACUCCGGUUUGCCUCGGAUAUACUCUCCAACGAUGAGUUGGAUCUGACGUGGAGCUUUUCCCAUGUGGAUUCGAGGAUGCAAGAAGCGGAUGAACUGUCAGAAGGGGCACAGUAUGCCAGCAACAAAAAGACCGCUUCCUCCACUGAUGCCUCGGCCCUAUGGUCAGAAAGCCAAGCUCAUCUGCACCAACUCAGUCCACCUGAGCCCCUGCAUGCCCCUGCCAGCAGCGGCAAGCCUGUCGGCCUGUCUUAUGGCCUCCUGGGAGCCAACAGUGGCACCCAGGUCCCUGGCGGCGACAGCUCCGGCGUCAGCCCGGUCCUCGCUUGGCACGCAGCAAUCAACGCCGCUCGCCAGGCGCAGGACGAUGUCGCGAAGCCCGACAUGAGUCCGCAGCACUCAGGGUGGUCCGCCGGAGCUGCUCCCGUUGGCUCUUUGGCACAGAGAAAGAGGCAGCAGUAUGCCAAGAGUAAAAAACAGGGCGGGUCCACUAACAGCAGGCCACCCAGAGCGUUGUUCUGCCUCACCCUCAACAACCCCAUCCGCAGGGCCUGCAUCAGCCUGGUGGAGUGGAAACCGUUCGAUAUAUUUAUACUGCUGUCUAUUUUUGCCAACUGUGUGGCCUUAGCCAUCUACAUCCCUUUCCCUGGAGAUGACUCCAAUUCUACCAACCAAGAGCUGGAAACAGUUGAAUAUGCCUUCCUGAUCAUUUUCACUCUCGAGACAUUUCUGAAGAUUAUCGCCUACGGCCUGGUCAUGCACCAGAACUCCUACGUCAGAAACGGCUGGAACAUGCUGGACUUUGUCAUCGUCAUAGUAGGCUUGUUCAGCGUGGUCCUGGAGAUGAUGACCAAAGACGCCGACUCGGGCGGCCAGUCAGGAGGCAAGCCCGGCGGGUUUGACGUCAAGGCCCUCCGAGCCUUUCGUGUGCUUCGCCCCCUUCGCCUUGUCUCCGGAGUUCCCAGUCUCCAGGUGGUUUUGAACUCCAUCAUUAAAGCCAUGGUCCCCCUGCUUCACAUCGCUCUGCUGGUCCUCUUCGUCAUCAUCAUCUACGCCAUCAUCGGCCUCGAGCUCUUCAUCGGCAAAAUGCAUGCUACCUGCUAUGUGAUCGAGACAGGUGCGCUGGCAGAAGAGGAGCCAACGCCAUGUGCGGUGUCCGGCAACGGCCGCCACUGCGCGUUGAACACGACGACGUGCAGAGAAGGCUGGCAAGGCCCCAACAAUGGCAUCACCAACUUUGACAAUUUCCUUUUUGCCAUGCUCACUGUGUUCCAGUGCAUCACCAUGGAGGGCUGGACCGACGUGCUGUACUGGAUGAACGACGCAAUGGGCUUUGAGCUGCCAUGGGUCUACUUUGUCAGUCUGGUCAUCUUUGGUUCCUUCUUUGUUCUUAACUUGGUCUUGGGUGUCCUCAGUGGAGAGUUCUCCAAAGAGCGAGAAAAGGCCAAGGCACGAGGUGACUUCCAGAAGCUGCGUGAGAAGCAGCAGCUGGAGGAAGACCUGAAGGGCUACCUGGACUGGAUCACUCAGGCCGAGGACAUCGACCCUGAGAACGAGGAAGAGGGAGACGUCGAGGGAAAGCGCAACAGGGUCACAUUAGCGGACCUCACUGAGAAGAAGAAGGGAAAGUUUGGCUGGUUCACCCAGUCCACAGAGACGCAGGCGAGCAUGCCCACAAGUGAGACCGAGUCUGUUAACACUGACAAUCACAGCGGCGAGGAUGACAAAUGGCUCUGCUGUGCUCCUUUGUGUCAAAAAAUUACUAAGUCAAAGUGCAGUCGUCACGGGCGACGGUGGAAUCGUUUCUGUCGUCGGAAGUGUCGCGCUGCGGUGAAAUCGGUGACAUUUUACUGGCUGGUCAUCCUCUUGGUGUUCCUCAAUACUCUCACCAUCGCCUCCGAACACUACAACCAACCGGAUUGGCUCACAGAAAUUCAAGAUGCAGCUAACAAAGUUCUCCUGGCCAUGUUCACUCUGGAGAUGUUGGUGAAGAUGUACAGUUUGGGGCUGCAGGCCUACUUUGUGUCCCUGUUCAAUCGCUUUGACUGUUUCGUGGUGUGCGGAGGCAUCAUCGAGACCAUCCUGGUGGAGCUGGCCAUCAUGUCUCCGCUCGGCAUCUCCGUUUUCCGCUGCGUGCGCCUCUUGAGGAUCUUUAAGGUCACACGCCACUGGGCAUCGCUGAGUAACCUGGUGGCCUCUCUGCUCAACUCCAUGAAAUCCAUUGCCUCCCUGUUGCUGCUUCUCUUCCUCUUCAUCAUUAUCUUCUCCCUGCUGGGCAUGCAGCUUUUUGGCGGCAAGUUUACCUUUGACGAGACUGUGACCAAACGGAGCACAUUCAACAACUUUCCCCAGGCCCUGCUCACCGUGUUCCAGAUUCUGACAGGAGAAGACUGGAAUACAGUGAUGUACGAUGGUAUCAUGGCGUACGGUGGUCCAGCCUCCUCUGGAAUGGUGGUCUGCAUUUACUUCAUCAUCCUCUUCAUCUGUGGAAACUACAUCCUGCUAAAUGUAUUCUUGGCCAUUGCUGUUGACAACCUGGCCGACGCUGAGAGCCUCAACACAGCACAGAAGGAAGAAGAAGAGGCCAAGAAGAGGAGGAACGGUGCCAAAGAGGCUGGCACAGACCUGAAAGUGGAAAUAUUACCAGACACCGAUGGCGAGACAAAGGUGCCAGUCGAGCUACUACUGGAGGAGGACAAAGAACUUUAUUCUGCCAUUGACUCAUCAGUGUGCUGUGCGGAUGACGACAAUGAUGACCUCCCAGAAGUCCCAGUUGGGCCCCGGCCGAAGAGGUUGUCUGAGCUCACCAUCAAGGAAAAAACUCCUCCCAUCCCCGAGGGCAGCGCCUUUUUCGUCUUCAGCAGCACCAACCCGUUUCGUGUAUUCUGCCAUAAGUUGAUAAACCAUCAGAUCUUCACCAACCUCAUCCUGGUCUUCAUCAUGCUGAGCUCUGUGUCUUUGGCUGCCGAGGACCCCAUACGCAAUUUCUCUGCACGUAAUAUUAUACUUGGUUAUUUUGACUAUGCUUUCACGGCAAUCUUUACUGUUGAGAUCCUGUUGAAGAUCCUAGGCUAUGCAGACUAUGUCUUCACUAGUAUGUUUACAUUUGAGAUCCUUAUUAAGAUGACGGCAUUUGGAGCGUUCCUUCAUAAAGGAGCUUUCUGUCGGAACUACUUCAACCUAUUGGACCUGUUGGUCGUUGGAGUGUCUCUUGUCUCCUUUGGUAUUCAAUCGUCUGCAAUCUCAGUGGUGAAGAUACUCCGUGUUUUGAGAGUCCUCCGGCCGCUUCGGGCCAUCAACAGAGCCAAAGGACUUAAGCACGUUGUCCAGUGCGUGUUUGUAGCCAUCAGGACAAUCGGCAACAUCAUGAUCGUCACCACGCUGCUGCAGUUUAUGUUCGCUUGCAUCGGAGUGCAGCUCUUCAAGGGUAAAUUUUACCGCUGUACAGACGACGCAAAGUCCAGCCCUGAUGAGUGCAAGGGCACGUACAUUCUCUACAACAACGGAGACACCGCGCUGCCCGUGGUCAAGGAGCGACUCUGGCACAACAGCGACUUCAAUUUUGACAACGUCCUCAUGGCCAUGAUGGCUCUCUUCACCGUCUCCACCUUUGAAGGAUGGCCGACUCUCUUAUAUGAGGCCAUCGACUCUAACCGUGAAAACAUGGGUCCCAUCUACAACUACCGCAUUGAGAUAUCCAUCUUCUUCAUCAUCUACAUCAUCAUCAUUGCCUUCUUCAUGAUGAACAUCUUUGUCGGUUUCGUUAUUGUCACCUUCCAGGAGCAGGGUGAGAAGGAAUACAAGAACUGUGAGCUGGACAAAAACCAGCGCCAGUGUGUGGAAUAUGCUCUCAAAGCCCGACCCCUGCGUCGUUACAUCCCCAAAAACCCAUACCAGUACAAGUUCUGGUAUGUGGUCAACUCCACCGGCUUUGAAUAUGUCAUGUUUGUGCUAAUCAUCCUCAACACCCUGUGUCUGGCGAUACAGCACCAUGGCCAAUCUCACCUGUUCAACCAAGCCAUGGACAUCCUCAACAUGGUCUUUACUGGUGUUUUCACUGUGGAGAUGAUCCUCAAGCUCAUUGCCUUCAAGCCCAGGAACUAUUUUGCUGAUGCAUGGAACACGUUUGAUGCCUUAAUUGUUGUGGGUAGCGUGGUUGAUAUUGCCAUCACUGAGAUCAAUAAUACCGAAGACAGUGCUCGCAUCUCCAUCACCUUCUUCCGCCUCUUUCGAGUGAUGCGAUUGGUCAAAUUGUUGAGCAGGGGGGAGGGCAUCAGGACGCUGCUGUGGACAUUCAUCAAAUCCUUUCAGGCUCUCCCAUAUGUUGCGCUUCUGAUCGCCAUGCUGUUCUUCAUCUAUGCAGUAAUUGGAAUGCAGGUUUUUGGGAAAAUAGCCAUGGUGGAUGGAACACAAAUCAACCGCAACAAUAACUUCCAAACGUUCCCUCAAGCUGUCCUCAUGCUCUUCAGAUGUGCCACGGGCGAGGCCUGGCAGGAGAUCAUGCUGGCCUGCCUUCCGGGGAAGUUGUGCGAUACCGAGUCGGACUACAACCCCGGCGAGGAGCGAACUUGUGGCAGCGGCUUCGCCAUCGUCUACUUCAUCACCUUCUACAUGCUCUGCGCUUUCCUGAUUAUUAACCUGUUUGUCGCUGUCAUCAUGGAUAACUUUGACUAUCUCACCCGAGAUUGGUCCAUUCUCGGACCUCAUCAUCUUGAUGAAUUUAAACGGAUCUGGUCCGAAUACGACCCAGAAGCAAAGGGCAGGAUAAAACACCUGGAUGUGGUGACCUUACUGAGGAGGAUCCAACCUCCUCUUGGCUUUGGCAAGCUCUGCCCGCACAGGGUGGCCUGCAAGCGUCUGGUUGCGAUGAACAUGCCUCUGAACAGCGAUGGCACAGUUAUGUUCAACGCCACCUUGUUUGCACUGGUACGCACUGCUCUCAAGAUUAAAACAGAAGGUAACCUGGAACAAGCGAACGAGGAGUUGAGAGCUGUGAUCAGAAAGAUCUGGAAAAGGACCAGCAUGAAGCUGUUGGAUCAAGUAGUGCCCCCUGCAGGUGAUGACGAGGUAACCGUGGGGAAGUUCUAUGCCACCUUCCUGAUACAGGACUACUUCAGGAAGUUCAAGAGGCGCAAAGAGAGAGGCCUUGUGGGUAGACGCUCUUUCGACAGGAUUAACACCACCAUGGCUCUGCAGGCUGGCCUGCGCAUGCUGCAUGACAUCGGACCCGAGAUCCGUCGCGCCAUAUCAUGUGACUUCCAGGACGAGGGGAUUGUAGUUUUGACAGAGGAGGAUGACGAGGAAAUAUACAGGCGCAACGGCGGCCUUUUCGGUAACCAUGUCGACCACGUCAGUACGGCGCCGCGAGGCUCCGCCCGCCCGACCGCCGUCACGCGACGCCCUCUACAGAUCAUCCCCUUUUCCUGCGGCGCCUCAACGGAACCCGCCCAAACGGGCCUGCGGGACAAUGACAAAAGCGAGGAGAUGGAAAUGAACUCCUCGCCUGCCCGGUGUAAUCGUCAGCGGCAGCAUCGAAACGCCUCUCAUCCGUCGGACUACUCCUGCUUGAAUUCCAAUCACCGACAAUCACCCGUACCCUCCAACGCCAACCUCAACAAUGCCAACGUGCCCACGCAGCAGAAAUGUUUGGUAGCCACAGACGGCCCGUCCGCCAGCAAAACGGGCUCACCGGUGUCCACCCGCAGGAAGCCUUGGAAGUCGCUCUCCAGGAGGAGGCGCUGCUACGAGGCCUACAUUAGGUCGGAGGUUUGCAGGGGACGCCGCCCCGCCGUUCGGAGAUCGGAGCCGGAGGAAGAGAACAGUGACGAGGAGCGAGGCUUAGGAGAAUACUACAACAGUGGGGACGAGUCCCGUGAAGAUGACAUCAUGCUGACUCGGGACAGGCUGUCAAAUAAAGACCGUCACAAGGCGCAGGGCGAUUUGGACGCCGAAGUCCCCGGCGUGGAACAUCAGUCAGAUUGUUUCCGUGACGAUGACCAGCAGCCCAUAUGUGGAGACAGCAGGCAGUCACCUCGGAUAUGGCUUUUAGCAUCGCCGCAAGCCCAAAACAGACCGACCUUCAGUUUCGAGCGUCUUCGCAGAAGUAGCCGUCAGGAGGGAGCUCCGCCCUCUCCUUCCUGCACAGCUCUUCCACUGCAGCUGCUGCAGCAACAGGUCAUGGCGGUGGCUGGCCUGGACGCCAGCAGACUUCGGCGCCUCUCUCCCACACGAUCGGUCCUCUCCUGGGCCACGCCUCCCGCCUCCCCUCUGGCCUACGAUUCGUCACCCUCCUACACGCCGCUCAUACAGGUGGACUGGAGGAGCUCAGGCAGUGUCGGCAACAUCCCGGCCUCAGUCGAGCGGAGUUCGUGGUACACGGACGAACCCGACAGCGCUGCCGGCCGCGGCCACUCUCCCUCACGCUUGCGGCUUCCCGCUGACAAUUGCUCACGUUUCCGGCAGACGAGAGGCAGCGCCAACAGUCUCGUGGAGGCUGCGUUGAUCUCCGAGGGUCUGGGAAAGUACGCCAGGGACCCCAAGUUCGUGUCGGCCGCCAAGCACGAGAUCGCGGACGCCUGCGAGAUGACCGUCGACGAGAUGGAGAGCGCCGCCGGUCAUCUGCUGAACGGCAGCCUGGCCGACGGGGCCGACGCCGCCGGCUCGGACCCCGCCGUGCGCGGCGUGCGGGACUACGGCGACGAGGAGACGUACGCGGCCGUGAAACGAGAGGAGGACCUCGCGGACGAGAUGAUGUGCAUGGCGUCGCUAUAGCGACGGCCCACAGCGGGUUUUGUUGUUAUUUAUCGAUUGCGACGGACUUUGUGCCGCUCGUCCGCACCGAGAGGAUCCUUGUACUCGGUAAUACGGUCGACGACAUCCGAAUGAAGUGCCUUGUUUUUUUCUCUUUCUACAGGGACGUGAACAGACCGAGACCUUUGUCUGAAAAACAAAUAUUGAAACUCGAACACUGAUUUGAUGUUGUAUUCGAUUGCUUUAUUUCUCCAUGAAUGGUGACGGUUGUUCAAGGCCGGCGAGAUCUUCUUGCUCUGCAAAGCCUUUCCGAAUCCUAUGAAUUCAUUUUUGAAAACAGCGUGGCGGCGAUGAAACGGAGUGUGGAUGUUGGAUUCAACAUCACAGAUGUGUGCUGUUUAGCUUACGGGUCAGCUUUCAACUGGAUUCAGAAGGGUUUGGGUUUUUGUUUUUGCACAAUAACUAAUCUAUUUUUUAUCUGUAAGACAGUGGAAUCUGUGAGGUGAUUUCCCCCCCCCCAAAUGAAAAUAAUGGUCAUGCAAGUUUACUGAUUUCCAAUGACUUUCAAACUCGUCCUUGACCUUAAUUACAUGAAAAGUAGUAAAUGUAAUGGCUGCUUGCGCGUGAGAAGUGAAGCUCCUCCACUGAACACAAAACACAGCUGAGUUUUUUUUUUAAUAGUACUGAGCAGCCAACGAGUUCCUGUUUUAUUGAAACAUUUCUCCUGCUUUACCAUCGCUGGUGCCAUCUGUGGUGGCGUCACAAAAAAGAACUUGAUCCUUUAGUUUGGCAGUUUGACCUGGACAGUUUGGUGAAAUGUUGCUUUGUUUCCGAAUGAUACGCUUGUUUCACUUUCGAGGUUCCACUGUAUUUUCUGUGCUUCGUUUCAGGGUGCAGGAGUCGGAGCAGAGCUACUGGAUUACACGUCAUGAUUGCAUUUUGGAUAGGAUUUCAUGUCAGUUACCCAAAAAAUAACAUAUCAAUAUAUCGUACAUUGCACUCCGGGAAUGCAAGUAUAAAACUAUAAUCGAAUCUUAAUCAAGAAACGAUCAUGCUUUCCUAUUUUGUUUGUAAAAGCGUCCAUUUGCGGUUAACAAUAAUGAUUUCUAAUUGUAAUUUAGCAUUCAAAAUAUCGAUUAUGGAAAUGCAAUUGUUGACGCGGACCUGUGGGAAAACGAGCUCGAGAAGACGAAUAACUGCUGCAAAAUGUUUUGGCCGAGCGAGUUUAAUAUCAGUGUAAUAUGUUUAAACUGCAUGGAAUUUGGCCAUCUUUUGAAUGGGCUCCGGUCUCAGGGUUACAAAAUGGAUUUGUCAUGCAAAGGUCGCAACGGUCUCGUCGAAUAGCUGCGUUUACCUCCUUCCGAAUCGCAUUUACAGUACAGCGCGGAUUGUGAUUCGAUACGACGUGAAGUCGACCGUGCUUUACCCCACAGGCCGGCGUCGCGCCAAUACAAAACGUCUUGAUCGAUAUUGGCCUUUUAUUUCAGCAUCCUUCAAAGUUCAAACGACAAUGCCAAAAAGAAGACGAUAUCUUCCACCACUUUAUAUUCAUGGAAUUGCGUUAUUAAUGACAGUUGUGCAGUUGAGGGCUUCUGGAAAUGCGAAACCAAAAAUAGAGAUUUUGACCAACUCAGGAUUUCUCUCAUUUGGAAUGAUAUGUCGAUGGAGACCUGACUGCAGCGUUCUCAAUUUAGGUAAAAAUAAAGAACACAACUAAAGCUAUUGUACUACUCUACACGCAAACCGAUGGAUGAACCUGUUCGGAAGGGAAGACAAUCUGCCACUUCAAAUCAUUCUUUCAGGUGUUAAGGCAGCACAGAGCAGAAUGUUUCAAAUCGGCAAAGAAAAAACAAACAACUCACAAUAAAUAGAAUAAAAAUACAUCGUCAAAAACUGUUACAUACAAUGUUUUUUGUUUUGGAAUGAUAAAGUGAUAAGUAGGCCAGAUAAAAAAAAAAACCAGAGCAGCAGAUUGAUUGCACAGAUUGACAGAUUGCACCAUAAAAAUCAAAAAUCAAAAUCCGAUUGGGAACGCGAUGCGUCAUAAAAUGGUGUGCAAUCACAGCAACCGGUAACGACAGGAAACAAAAAGAAUGAAUGCGGUUAUUAUAUAUUGUAUGUGGAGGGGAAUAUACAUUUGUGUGUGUGUGUGUGCGGUCUUUGUUUUUUUAUUGAUUGAAAUAUGUUUUGUAACGUUACACUCCUUUAUGAAUGUUUACUAAAUAUUGUAAGCGAAGGUUUGCUUUCUACCUAACUGUUGUACAAAAUAAAAACGUAAGCUUUCUA
Molecule: messenger RNA, 9241 nt
Organism: Phycodurus eques (leafy seadragon)
Lineage: Eukaryota; Metazoa; Chordata; Actinopteri; Syngnathiformes; Syngnathidae
Gene: cacna1db
Product: calcium channel, voltage-dependent, L type, alpha 1D subunit, b
Exons: 51
Coding region: 284-6976 (2230 amino acids)
Biological process (GO): calcium ion import across plasma membrane
Cellular component (GO): membrane; voltage-gated calcium channel complex
Molecular function (GO): high voltage-gated calcium channel activity
Source: RefSeq, a predicted model, not a curated record